Nicotiana attenuata is the source of this 2333-nucleotide messenger RNA. RefSeq names its product histone deacetylase 15. Bases 232 to 2067 code for a protein of 611 amino acids. Gene Ontology annotation, biological process: chromatin organization. The transcript has 19 exons. Gene Ontology annotation, molecular function: histone deacetylase activity. NCBI's taxonomy places the organism in Eukaryota, Viridiplantae, Streptophyta, Magnoliopsida, Solanales, Solanaceae. Gene Ontology annotation, cellular component: histone deacetylase complex. The record is from RefSeq and is a predicted model, not a curated record.
GGAAAGGGGGCAAAUAUUAAAAAAAGGUAAACCUUCAGUCCAUCGAACCGUUCAUCAACCUCGGCUAACAAACCCUCUCGUCUUCCGCCCACAGACACAUUAGCACUUCCAUUGUCAGAGGAGUAAAGUUGCAAGUAUCCCAAAUUAUAUUAACGUCUUUGGUCUAAUUACGACAAAUACUUUACCCUCGUCGCUGCUACCGAUACAGAUGAUUGUGAUUGCUGUGGAGAAAUGAUCUUGGUGGAGAAUUGUGCUAUUAAUUCCGAAGACAACGAGGUCUCAGAGACACUUAAAAUGGGCAAUUUAACUGGUGGAAAGACUGAAACCAAUAUUCCAAAUCAAUCAGAAGUUGUUAUACGUCAAGACUUAAACGGAAGAUUGAACGGGGUUGGGUCCACAUCUUGUGAUUAUACUUGUCCUAAUGAUGGACACUCGGGGGAAGUGUCACAACAUUGUACAAGAGAUUCAGAUGGCAUCUCCCAUUUGAACCCUGAGCCAGCUGCUAUAACUAAAAGUGUGAAGCGUGAAAAUGACAUGACCCUGGAGGAUAUGUACAAUGCUCGGUACAAUCUCGACGAGGAUGACGAUGACAGUGACUGGGAACCAUCAGAAAAGCAAGUAGAAGUUCCGAGGUGGUUCUGUGUCAAUUGUACAAUGGUCAAUGUCGAGGAUGUUUCCAAUUGUGAAGUAUGCGGAGAACACAGAGAAUCUGGAAUCCUCACGCGUGGAUUUUUUGCUUCUCCAUAUCUGCCUGUAGAGGAUGUCAACCAAGAUGAGUUGCCUGUAACUGAAAAUUCUAAAGGUCCCUACAAGCAGAGUUCUUUAUCAUCCUCCACUGCUGUAGGGUUUGAUGAAAGGAUGUUGCUUCACACAGAAGUCGUAAUGAAAUCUCAUCCACAUCCUGAAAGACCAGAUCGCCUCCGAGCCAUUGCAGCUAGCCUCGCUACAGCAGGUAUAUUUCCGGGGAAGUGCCAUCCCAUUGCUGCAAGAGAAAUUACAAGGGAAGAACUCCAGAUGGUCCACUCCACAGAGAAUAUCGAAGCCGUUGAUAUUACCAGGCGUAUGCUUGCCAGUUAUUUUACACCUGAUACAUAUGCAAAUGAACAUUCAGCGUGUGCUGCCAGGCUUGCAGCAGGUUUAUGUGCUGACCUUGCUUCAGCAAUUUACUCUGGGCGUGUCAAAAAUGGUUUUGCUCUGGUUCGUCCUCCCGGUCACCAUGCUGGUGUGAAACAGGCCAUGGGCUUCUGUCUCCACAACAAUGCAGCAAUUGCUGCAUCAGCAGCUGAGGCCGCUGGUGCAAAGAAGGUGUUAAUAGUUGAUUGGGAUGUUCAUCAUGGGAAUGGUACACAAGAAAUAUUUGAGAGAAGCAAAUCUGUCUUGUAUAUAUCUUUGCAUAGACAUGAGGGUGGAAGAUUCUACCCUGGUACAGGAGCUGCUGAUGAGGUUGGCUCCAUGGGUGCAGAAGGAUACUGUGUGAAUAUUCCUUGGAGCCGUGGGGGAGUGGGUGACAAGGAUUACAUUUUUGCAUUUGAGCAAGUUGUGCUUCCUAUAGCUUUGGAGUUCAAUCCAGACUUUACUAUCAUUUCAGCAGGAUUUGAUGCUGCUAGGGGUGAUCCCCUUGGUUGCUGUGAUGUAACUCCUGCUGGUUAUGCAUCAAUGACUCAAAUGUUGAGUGCAUUGUCAGGUGGAAAAUUGCUUGUUAUUCUUGAGGGCGGCUACAAUCUUCGUUCAAUUUCAUCAUCAGCUACAGCAGUGAUUAAGGUCUUGCUUGGUGAAGGUCCUGUGAUUGACCUAGACAAUACUGUACCUUCCAAAUCUGGAUUGCGAAGUGUUAUGGAUGUUUUAAAGAUUCAGAUGAACUAUUGGCCUACAUUGGAGACAAACUUCAUGAAAUUGCAUUCAAAAUGGGGACACUAUGUUUUUCAGGAUACAAUAAAACAGGGUAAGCGAAGACGCAGGACUGGUGUACCAGUAUGGUGGCGAUGGGGACGAAAGAGGUGGUUGUAUCAGAUACUAUCCAAGCAGCUGCGUGCAAAAUCCUGUUGUAACUAUUCUUGUGGAUGUUGACUCUUUGUAAUCUACAUACAUUAGGUCUUUAGACUAUGCUGCUGUUUUGUACUUGAGAAAAACUAGAGUUCCUAAUGUUCUUUUUUGGUCAUUGUGCUUCGACCUCCAUCGCUCCCCGGACUGACUUGGAAUAGUAGUUUCAAUUUGUAGUGGUCUAAUUCUAGUACUGCCUAAUAUUCUAAUUUACCAGCAUGUGUAUGAACGACUAUGGUUCCAAAGAACUUGCAGUAAUCAACAAACGAGCUGAAAAAUGGUUACUUCCCUUA